Molecule: messenger RNA, 1400 nt
Organism: Micromonas commoda
Lineage: Eukaryota; Viridiplantae; Chlorophyta; Mamiellophyceae; Mamiellales; Mamiellaceae
Product: Drug/Metabolite transporter superfamily
Exons: 1
Coding region: 171-1325 (384 amino acids)
Cellular component (GO): Golgi apparatus
Molecular function (GO): GDP-fucose transmembrane transporter activity; antiporter activity
Source: RefSeq, a predicted model, not a curated record
GAGCGCAGGGGGCGCGGCGCGAGCUCUGGGACGUCGGUUAAUAACUCAAGUCGCGAUUUUGGCGCGGGUGUGCACAGGCGGCCUCGGUGACGUGAAGGGGCGGCGGAAAGAGGGGUUGCGGAGGAAGAUCGACACAGGCGACGCUGACGGUGAAGAAAAAGGUUGAAAAGAUGGGCAAGUCGCUGAACGGCAGCGGGCAGGACCUUCACGACAACCCCAAGGGGAGGGAUCGUCGCAACUGGGCCGGGAUAUCCGCGGCGUUAUUCUACGGCUCGAUGUCUGUCGCGUCCGUGUUCCUGAACAAGGCGAUAUUCGAGGUGUGGAGGUACAGGUACCCCGCGAGUUUAGUCGCCGGUCAGACGGUCUUCACCGUGCUCGCCAUCUUCACCUUGAGCCGCUUCGGCGUCAUCAAGCUCGGCAAGUUCAACAUGGACCACUUCAAGCGCGUUUUCACCGUAUCCGCGGUGUUCCAGCUGAAAUUGGUCCUCGACAUGUCCGCGCUCGUGCUGGUGAACAUACCCAUGUACGGCAUCCUCAAGUCCAGCACCACGCCGUUUGUGAUGCUCCUGGACUACGUGCUUCGCAAGCGGGUUCCGGCGAUGCGGAUCCAGGCGGCGGUUUGGGUCACGACCGUGGGAGGGCUCGUCGCAGGGUUCGGGGACUUGCACUUUGAACCCCUGGGGUACGUGUUGGCGCUGUCGUCCGCGGCGUGCACCGCUUGCUACGUGGUGCUGGUGGGCAAGCUGGGAGACGAGCUCCAGCUCGACUCGUUCACCUUGCUGCUGUACAACUCGCUGUGGUCCACGCCGCUGUCCUUCGGCAUCACGAUCCUCACCGGGGAGGUGACCGGGGUGAUGAACUAUCCGCACGUCUCGGAGGUUGCGUUCCUCGCGGCGUUCACCAUGUCGUGCGCGAGCGCGUUCGUGCUCAACUACGCCACGUACCUGUGCACGCAGCUCAACGACGCGCUGACCACGUCGGUGGUGGGCAGGACGAAGAGCGUGGUGCAGGGGGUGGCGGGGCUGUUCGCGUUCUCGGUAUCGUGGGGCAUGACGAAUGUGAUCGGGCUGACCCUGAACUCGGUGGGGAUAUGCUGGUACGCGUGGGAGAGGUACGCGGAGAAGCGGCGGGGCACGAGGCUGGAGAACGUGAGGCGGGGGAUCGGGGCGCUCAACGAAAACUUCCUCACCAGGAACGAGUCGCAGCUGACGUUGUCGCCGAAGAAGCAGAUGAACGGGUUCGGGCUCCAUAGGCAUCCCACCAGGGCGUCGGAGAGCGGAAGCUCGUCCAUGGCCAGCAUGAACGGCCACGGAGGCGGCGGCUGAACGCGUCUGGACAAAUGUGUCCAGUAAAAAAUCGUAAAAGUUAGCUCUAACAAGUUGGAGGAAAGACAGUUUCUC